Molecule: messenger RNA, 2200 nt
Organism: Arachis ipaensis
Lineage: Eukaryota; Viridiplantae; Streptophyta; Magnoliopsida; Fabales; Fabaceae
Product: LEAF RUST 10 DISEASE-RESISTANCE LOCUS RECEPTOR-LIKE PROTEIN KINASE-like 2.1
Biological process (GO): protein phosphorylation
Molecular function (GO): polysaccharide binding; protein kinase activity; ATP binding
Source: RefSeq, a predicted model, not a curated record
AAUACCAUGAACACAGAACCUUCCCUUAAAGCUUAUUAUAUACAACAGCAACUACGAAGUAUUGAUGAAGAACACAGUUAUAAAAUUAUAAAGAGAAUUAAGUUGACUUGAAAGUCUACACGGGUCCCUUUCAAUACUUUUCAUUUCAAAGAAGAAAUUUACCGAUCUAUGUGUCCAUUUAUGUAUAAUUUCAAAUAUCAAUAAAAAUCGUUGUUCAAAAUAUCAACUCUAAAGUUUCCAACUACACAUCAUCACCAUGUCAAAACCUUUCUACUUGUUAUGUGCAUUAUUCUCCACCAUAUUCACGACAUGUUAUGCUGAUUCAUCACCAAUUUGUGCUUCUUCUGGUUGUGGUAAUGGAGUUCCCAUUAAGUACCCUUUCUGGAAACGUUCCGGCACCGCCGUCGGAGAAGUUUGCGGUUAUCCGGAUUUUGGUCUUGAAUGUUCAAAAAAAGGCUACCCUAUCCUCCAACUGGAAACUGACACAUACUAUGUUACAGACAUAAACUAUGUGAAUCAUUCAAUCACACUUGUUGACAUUGAUGUGAUGAAUGAUACAUGUCCAAGGGCAAAGAACACCGUUUCCAUAGGGAACAUACCUUUGUCUUUCAGUAAUUUGGAUAUGAACAUCACUUUCUACUUCAAUUGCAGUUCUCAGCCUUCAGUGGUUGGUGCCGUGCCUAUCAAGUGUUUGAUAAAUGGUCAGGGGAAGAAGUCUUAUGUGUUUGAGGUUGGAACGGAUAUUGGUGGUAGGACUUGGACUAACUCUUGUGAUGCUGAGGUUAUGGUGGCAGUGAAGCAUGAUCAGAUCGAAAGUGGUGAUUUGAUCAAUGGGUUUGGUGCAGCUAUGAACAAAGGGUUUGUUCUUGAUUGGAACAGAGCUGUGGAUUGUGCUGAGUGCGAGCUUUCUGAUGGGUAUUGUGCAUAUAAUGGAACUACUAGGCAAACCAUGUGCAUAUGCAAAGAUAGCAUAAUUGUUGCCGAAAGCUGUAAAAAAGCUGCAGGUAAACGCUGGACCAGACUAAAGAAAGUCAUUAUUGGUGCUACAACAGUUGCAGUAAUUGCAGGAUUGUUGAGUAUUUGUUACCUUACAUACAAGUUACCAAGAUGGCGAGAAAAAUAUAGCUUUCUGACAAAAGGUAACCAAGAUAUUGAAACUUUCUUAAAAAAUCAUGGCGUGUUAACUAUAAAAAGAUAUAAAUUCUCUGAUGUGAAAAAAAUGACCAACUCCUUCAAAGUUAAACUAGGACAAGGUGGUUUUGGUGUUGUAUACAAGGGAAAGUUAUCCGAUGGUUCUAAUGUGGCAGUCAAAAUGUUGAAUCCAUCCAAAGGAAAUGGUAGAGAGUUUAUCAAUGAAGUAGCUAGCAUUAGUAGAACUUCACAUGUUAAUGUUGUCACCCUUUUUGGAUUCUGCUUUGAAGGCCGCAAGAAAGUUCUUAUUUAUGAAUUUAUAUCAAAUGGUUCCCUUGACAAGUAUAUUUAUAGAAAGGAAGGAGUUGAAACUACUGCAUUGUUGAGUUGGGAUAGGCUGUAUCAAAUUGCCAAAGGGAUAGCUAGGGGGUUAGAGUACUUGCAUAGAGGAUGCAACACUCAAAUUUUACAUUUUGACAUAAAGCCACAUAAUAUUCUUUUGGAUGAAAAUUUUUGUCCUAAGAUAUCAGAUUUUGGACUAGCAAAACUUUGUCCUGGGAAGGAAAGUCUUAUUUCGAUGUCGGAUGCUAGAGGAACAAUAGGGUAUAUAGCUCCAGAAGUAUGGAAUAGACAUUUCGGCAAAGCUUCUCAUAAAUCUGAUGUUUAUAGUUACGGAAUGAUGCUUCUUGAUAUAGUGGGAGGAAAGAAGAACAUUAAUGUAGAAGGGAGUCAAACAAGUGAGAUAUAUUUCCCUGAUUGGAUAUACAAAAGGCUUGAACAAGGCACUCAAUUAGGGCCUGAAGAUGGAGUGGUGGCAAUAGAGGAAAAUGAAUUGGUUAAGAAAAUGACGAUUGUGGGUUUAUGGUGUAUUCAAACAAUUCCAAAUGAUAGACCUACAAUGAGUAAAGUUGUAGAAAUGUUAGAAGGCAGCAUAGAUUCCAUAAAAAUGCCACCAAGACCUGCUCUGUCUUCUCCUGUAAGAUCGAUUGCAGAAUCUUCUACUUUGUUGAAUUAGUAGUUUAGUACAUCACAUUAUAUUCAAAAGUUCGUCAUUGGGCACUAUGCACAU